AGGAAAGCACAGUAGGCGCAAACGUGUCAAGGCUUAGGGACUGUACAUACUGACGCCACAACUCGAAGACAAAGUGGAGACGCCUAAUUUAUAGUAAAUAUGAUUCCUAUGUCCUAAUGGAAUUCAAAUGGUUGGAUGAUUGAAGUGGUAAUCUAAAGAAGAAAUUAGAGCAUGAGAAUGAGAUACCCAAAAUUGACUAGAUAAUCUAAUUUGGCUUAGGAAAAGAAAAAGAUGGCUUUACUUAUGAACCGUCAAAUGUGGAGUUUAGUAACGGAUGGUAGAUAACACAAAUUCAAAGCAUCAAUCUUUCCCUCAUAAAUUCUACAUAUACUCAGCCUAAUCCUUGAGGAACUGAGGGUAUGUAGUGGUUAAGAUUGAGGUGCUGUGAACGAUAGGUCACAGAAUUUAGAUUGAUAUCGACAUAGCAGCAUCGAGCAGGGAGAAAAAUGGGGACGAGAAGAGAGCAGCCGCAGUUCAUAGUGAGUCCACAAAGAGAAAGUGGGAACGUAAGCGGGAGUAGUCAUGUUCGGGAAAGGUUAAUCGAAACCAUUGAGACUGAUCAGAUUCUUGUUUCAGAGAAGAAAAGCUGGAAGAACUUUUUUUCAUAUAUGGGUCCUGGCUUCCUUGUAUCCAUAGCAUACAUUGAUCCUGGAAAUUUUGAAACGGAUCUCCAGGCAGGAGCACAAUUUAAGUAUGAGUUACUUUGGAUCAUAUUAGUGGCUUCAUGUGCUGCUCUCAUCAUUCAAUCUAUGGCUGCCAAUCUUGGGGUUGUUACAGGGAAACAUUUAGCGGAACAUUGUAGAUUUGAGUACUCAAAGGUCCCAAACUUUAUUUUAUGGAUUUUGGCUGAAAUUGCUAUAGUUGCCUGCGACAUUCCUGAAGUUAUAGGAACAGCUUUCGCGUUGAAUAUGCUUUUUAAUAUUCCUGUGUGGGCUGGUGUUCUUCUGACUGGGCUUAGCACUCUGGUGCUACUUGCAUUACAACAAUAUGGGGUGCGAAAACUGGAAUUCUUGAUUACUUUUUUGGUGCUUACAAUUGCUGCAUGUUUUCUUGCGGAGCUUGGGUAUGCGAAGCCUGAUGCUUCAGAAGUCAUGCAUGGAUUAUUUGUUCCUCAACUUAAAGGAGAUGGUGCAACUGGCCUUGCCAUUUCCUUACUAGGUGCUAUGGUUAUGCCCCACAAUUUGUUCCUCCAUUCUGCAUUAGUACUUUCCAGAAAAAUACCUCGGUCUGCUAGUGGUAUCAAGGAAGCUUGUAGAUACUAUAUGAUAGAAAGUGGAAUUGCACUCGCAGUGGCGUUCCUUAUUAAUAUAUCUGUCAUAGCUGUCAGUGGUGCAGUUUGCAAUUCCUCAAAUCUGAACCCGGAAGAUCAGAAGAGUUGUAGAGACUUGGACUUGAAUGAAGCAUCAUUUCUACUCAAGAAUGUGUUGGGCAACUGGAGUUCAAAACUGUUUGGAAUAGCAUUGCUAGCAUCGGGUCAGAGCUCGACAAUAACUGGAACAUAUGCUGGCCAAUAUGUCAUGCAGGGUUUUCUUGAUUUACGAAUGGAACCAUGGAUUAGGAACUUGUUAACUAGAUGCUUAGCUAUCGUCCCCAGUUUAGUUGUUGCACUUAUUGGAGGUUCUGCAGGAGCUGGACGAUUGAUCAUUAUUGCUUCGAUGAUAUUAUCAUUUGAACUCCCAUUUGCUCUCAUUCCACUUCUCAAAUUCACCAGCAGUAAGGCUAAGAUGGGUGUCCAUGCCAACUCAUUGAUGCUUUCAGCAGUCACCUGGAUGAUUGGGUCUAUGAUCAUGGUCAUUAACAUUUACUUCAUCUCAAGCAGUUUUAUCAAGCUACUAUUACACAGCAAGCUGAAACUAGUAUAUGCCAUAUUUGCUGGAAUAUUGGGAUUUUCAGGAUUGCUUAUAUAUCUGGCUGCGAUUGCAUAUCUUAUUAUUCGUAAAAAUAAGGAGAGUACUCAGCUUCUGGCAUUAACAAUGCGAGAAGAUCAACAAAUUCCUCGAGAAGACAUAGUAAAUAUGCAACUACCUCAAAGAAGGACCAACAAUGUAGAGGUUGACUAAUGGGUGUCAUGUCUUAGAUUUCAAUUUUGCUAAAAAUCAAAGAUAGUAUCAACUUAUCUAAUAUGAUUUUUAAGUUAAUUUUACGGGCAUUAAUAUCAUCCUUAUUUUAGCUCACAGUACACAGAUAUCAUGAGGUUUGCAACGUUCCCCCAAACAUUGAAGUUUUGAUGAACAAGUUGGCUUUGUAACAUAUAUACAUUGAGAUUUAGCUUCUUAGCUGAUGGAUUUUGUAUUAUAACAGAUAUGUGCAACUCCAUAUGAAGAUUCUCUCUCUUUUUUUUAUAUAGUUUUCAAUUUCUCAUU
This is a messenger RNA of Beta vulgaris subsp. vulgaris (sugar beet), 2363 nucleotides long. RefSeq names its product metal transporter Nramp6. Gene Ontology annotation, cellular component: membrane. NCBI's taxonomy places the organism in Eukaryota, Viridiplantae, Streptophyta, Magnoliopsida, Caryophyllales, Amaranthaceae. The record is from RefSeq and is a predicted model, not a curated record. The transcript has 15 exons. The coding region runs from base 447 to 2060 and encodes 537 amino acids. Gene Ontology annotation, biological process: metal ion transport. Gene Ontology annotation, molecular function: manganese ion transmembrane transporter activity; cadmium ion transmembrane transporter activity.